Messenger RNA from Manis pentadactyla (Chinese pangolin), 1877 nucleotides. It is a transcript of the gene REC8, whose product is annotated as REC8 meiotic recombination protein. Gene Ontology annotation, molecular function: protein binding; chromatin binding. The transcript has 18 exons. NCBI's taxonomy places the organism in Eukaryota, Metazoa, Chordata, Mammalia, Pholidota, Manidae. The coding region runs from base 27 to 1877 and encodes 616 amino acids. Gene Ontology annotation, cellular component: synaptonemal complex; cohesin complex. The record is from RefSeq and is a predicted model, not a curated record. Gene Ontology annotation, biological process: synaptonemal complex assembly; mitotic sister chromatid cohesion; replication-born double-strand break repair via sister chromatid exchange.
GGCGAAGGUGAAACCCCAGGGGAACGAUGUUCUACUAUCCCAACGUGCUUCAGCGCCACACCGGCUGCUUCGCCACCAUCUGGCUGGCAGCGACGCGCGGCAGCCGGUUGGUGAAGCGCGAAUACCUAAAGGUGAACGUGGUGAAGACUUGCGAGGAAAUCCUCAAUUAUGUGCUGGUGCGAGUGCAACCCCCGCUGCCCGGCCUGCCGCGGCCCCGCUUCUCCCUCUACCUCUCAGCCCAGCUCCAGAUCGGCGUGAUCCGCGUUUACUUUCAACAAUGCCAGUACCUCGUAGAGGACAUCCAGCACAUCCUGGAGCGUUUACACCGGGCCCAGCUGCAGAUGCGCAUUGAUAUGGUAGAGGCUGACCUACCCAACCUGCUGCUUCCUAACCACCUGGACUUGAUGGAAACCCUGGAAGAUGCUCCAGACCCCUUUUUUGGGAUGAUGUCUGUGGAUCCCACACUUCCCAGUCCCUUCAAUAUCCCUCAGAUUCGACACCUCUUAGAGGCUGCAACCCCAGAGAGAGUCCCUAAAGAGCCUAGGAAACCAGAAAGGAUCCUGGUCACUGUGCUGUCUCCCGAGGCCAUCACCAUCCAGGAGGCGGAGCCCAUACGCAUGCUGCAGAUUGAGGGUGAACAGGAGCUCCCAGAGGUCAGCCGCCGAGACCUUGACCUACUGAUUGCUGAGGAAGAUGAGGCUCUCCUGUUAGAGGAACGUCGUAAGGCCCGCCUAGCACCAGAUGGUCAGGCCCCUGGCAUUGACAUCCUGGGCCUGUGCAGUGCUCCCCCUCUCCUCUUCUGCACACUGAGCCCUGAUCCUCUCUCUGCAGAGACCAAGGAGGAGCUCCGGGCCCCAGAGGGAGACACCAUAGUUCCCCCACUCUCGCCUCUAGCUCUUGCACAAGUGGAAGGGGCAAUAGAGCCACUUCCAGGCCAAUUGCUAGCCCCUGAAGAACUCAGGCUGGCAGGCUGGGAGCCCGGGGCCCCACUUACUGAGGUGACCCCUCCUCAAGAGCUGCGUCCACCAGCCCCACUCAGCCCAGAGCGGAGGAGGCCCCCAGUCUUCCCAACUCCUAGGAGUCCACCUGCUCGCCGCCGCCGCCGCCGCCGCCAGUUAUUGUUCUGGGACAAGGAGACUCAGAUUUCCCGAGAGAAAUUUCAGGAACAACUGCAAACCAGAGCCCAUUGCUGGGAGUGUCCAAUGGUGCAGCCUCCAGAAAGGACCACGAAAAGUCCUGCAGAGCUGUUUCAAACCCCAACUCACACGUGCUGGCUACCUCCAGAACUGCUGGCUCUCUGGACCCACUGUGCCCAGCCACCCCCAAGAGCACUCAGACGAAGGCCACCCCAGGAGCCUGAGGAAGAGGCUGCUGAGAGGGUUGUAGCAGCUGAGGAAAUAAGAAAGGCUGAAACUCCGAGUGAUAUUGAGGUGCUGAGGGAGGCUCAGGAGCCCAGUGGACCCCUCAUGCUGUCUUCAGAGCUCUCCCUAGAAGCAGCUGAGGAAGAGAAGUCCCGCAUCAGCCUCGUCCCCCUGGAAGAACGGUGGGCCUGGGCUGAGGCAGAGCAGCCAGAGCCCCCUGCUUUGCCCAUGGUACCUGAACUCCCUGAGGUACCCAUGGAGAUGCCUGUGGAGCUGCCCCCAGAGCCUGAGCUGCUCUCACUGGAGGCCGUGCACAGGGCAGUGGCCCUGGAGCUGCAGGCCAACAGGGAGCCUGAUUUCAGCAGCCUGGUAUCACCUUGCAGCCCCCGCAAAAUGGCUGCCCGUGUCUUCUACCUGCUCCUGGUGCUUGCAGCACAGCAGAUCCUACGUGUGGAACAAGAGAAGCCAUAUGGGCGCCUCCUGAUCCAGCCAGGGCCCCGAUUCCACUAUGGCUAG